Messenger RNA from Plasmodium vivax (malaria parasite P. vivax), 1121 nucleotides. RefSeq names its product DNA-directed RNA polymerases III 39 kDa polypeptide, putative. Gene Ontology annotation, biological process: transcription by RNA polymerase III. The record is from RefSeq and is a predicted model, not a curated record. Gene Ontology annotation, cellular component: RNA polymerase III complex. NCBI's taxonomy places the organism in Eukaryota, Apicomplexa, Aconoidasida, Haemosporida, Plasmodiidae. The coding region runs from base 210 to 1121 and encodes 303 amino acids. The transcript is spliced from 5 exons.
CUUCUUAUUUGCUUUGCUAUGCUAUGCUAUGCUAUGCUAUGCUAUGCUUCGAUUUGUUUGCCUUGCUAUGCUUCGAUUUGCUUGCCUUGAUUUUUUUCCUGCUUGAGAAAUGAAAAAUCAUGGGAAUGUACAACUCUGCAUCGAGCUGCCCGUUUCCCCUCGCCCCUUCCCUUUCGCGAUCCCCCCAGGAAAGCUGCUAGGAAGUCCGCAUGUCAACACUGCCGGGGGGGAAAAUGAACGCAAACAAUAGGCAGCUAGUCAAGGAUAUCUACAAAAUAGGACUAGACCACAAGGACUUCAUCAACAUAGAAAACCUGGAAGAAAUAUAUGAAAAGAAAAAAAAUGUAAAGCUACGGAGAAGCGAAAUUGUGUACGCGCUGAACAUCCUCGAAAAUGCCAGAGCCUGCGCGAUCAAGAAUGAAAACAACACAAUCAUAACGAGGAUGCGAAGUGAAGAAGUCACCAAGAAAUUGAAAGAGCUGAGCGACAUUGAUUUUUUAAUUUUCACCAAAGUGGAAAAUAGCCAAAACAACGGAAUUUGGACAGCCGACCUGAGGAAGCAAACCAAGUUGCUAAUUCACCAAGUUCAGAAGGGCGUCAAGCUGCUGUGCGAGUGUAAGCUGAUAAAGCAGGUAAAUAACAUUCACGUGAAAAAUCGCAAAAUGUAUAUAUUGUACGAUUUGGAGGCCUCAGAAAAGGUCAUAGGGGGCUCCUUUUACACCGACGGGGAAUUCAACAAGAAGGUGGUGGACUACAUACGGGAGAACAUUUGCUUUUACCUGUACAACAACAACAACUCGAAUGUCCUGUCCGUCAUUAAUUACAUAAAAAACCUCAACAGCAGCAUCGGCUACUUUUCCGACAACGACAUUUACAGAGUAAUAAAGACUUUGCUGUAUGAGGAGCGAAUAAAAAUUUACAAAAAUGGAAACGACGAGGAAAUAAUUUAUUAUUACAAUAAUGAGAAGAAAAGCUACUUUAGCAACUUCCCCUGUUUCUCCUGCGACAUUUUUAACAAAUGUAACUCGGACACGAAGACGGCCAUUAAUCCGAAGAACUGCGUCUACCUGAAUUUUUACCUUAACCUGGAGGUAAUGUGCGAAUGUGUGGCGGGCGGUUAG